AUGGUUCCCAAUUUGAAAGCUGAAGCUCUCAGAUAUGGGAAUUUGGCACAGCUUUGUUACGACGCAAUUGAUGGCAAAAGCUACUCCAAAAACUACGGCACAUGUUAUCACAGUAAAAGAUAUCUGUUCAAUAAGAUGGGCAUGUCUGAAAGUGGCUACCAAGUCACUAAAUAUGUUUACGCCAAUACUAAUCUGUUGAAUGAAGUUUUUGGUGAGAAACCAAAAGACCAAGGUGUUUGGUUGGGUUUUAUUGCAGUUUGCACGGAUCAAAAUGAGAUAAGAAGGCUUGGACAACGAGACAUAAGAUGCAAGAGGACAGGCAAAGACCAAGAGCAUCAUUUCGCGGAUGGAGUACUAAUUGAGAGAGGAUUCCUGAGCUGCUAUACUUCAACUGUCCGUCACCAUCAAGGCGCUGCAGGAACCACUGUGAACAUCAGCACCAGAGAUUUGGUAGUCUCAGAGAUAGAACGAUUGAUUCGAGUUUAUGAAAAAGAGAUGGACAAUUUAAGCAUAACAUUUACGGGACACAGCUUAGGAGCUGCUCUUGCAACCUUGAGCGCUUAUGAUAUCAAACAAAUGCUUUGCACCAAGCAUAACUUUCAUCAAAUUCCCGUCACCGUCUUCGCUUUUGCCUCUCCCCGGGUGGGAAAUCCUGCGUUUGCUAAACGAGUGGAGGAGAUUGCAGUGAAAGUGCUGAGGUUUGUGAACAAGCGUGACCUGGUUCCCAAAGUACCCGGAGUUUGUAUGAACGAGAACGUGGGAUGCCUCAGCAAAUUGCUGCAUUGGCUUCCGUGGACACACUUUCAUGUUGGCGUCGUGCUUCCUUUACACAACAAUUCUCCAUUCAUUCAGCACACCCAUAAUCUUGCCUACUUUCAUAAUUUAGAGCUUUACUUGCAUUUACUGGACGGGUACGUUGGAAGUAAGCAGCCGUUUUCUUGGAGUGGAAGAGAUCAUGCUCUGGUUAAUAAGAGCUGCGAUUUAUUGCGCGAGAAAUAUGAAAUCCCUCCAAAAUGGUGGCAGGAACAGAACAAGGGCCUCGUUAAAGGUCCAGAUGGCAAAUGGACGCAGCCAUCAGAAGAGGAAUAA
Molecule: messenger RNA, 1089 nt
Organism: Cryptomeria japonica (Japanese cedar)
Lineage: Eukaryota; Viridiplantae; Streptophyta; Pinopsida; Cupressales; Cupressaceae
Product: phospholipase A1-Igamma1, chloroplastic-like
Exons: 2
Coding region: 1-1089 (362 amino acids)
Biological process (GO): lipid metabolic process
Molecular function (GO): glycerophospholipase activity
Source: RefSeq, a predicted model, not a curated record